This is a messenger RNA of Penicillium soppii, 1176 nucleotides long. Its product is annotated as methionine aminopeptidase MAP1. Gene Ontology annotation, biological process: proteolysis. The transcript has 3 exons. The record is from RefSeq and is a predicted model, not a curated record. The coding region runs from base 1 to 1176 and encodes 391 amino acids. NCBI's taxonomy places the organism in Eukaryota, Fungi, Ascomycota, Eurotiomycetes, Eurotiales, Aspergillaceae. Gene Ontology annotation, molecular function: metalloaminopeptidase activity.
AUGGCUGAAACUGGAAAUCGCAAAUGCCGGGGUGUGGACUGCCCUAACGAUGCAGGCACCUUGCAAUGUCCGACAUGUUUGAAGAGCGGUACGGACAGCUUUUUCUGUUCGCAGGACUGUUUCAAGCGCAGCUGGAACGAGCACAAGACCAUUCACAAGAAGAGUAAUUUCCUCACCAAUAUCUUUCCUCCGAAAGUAGUUUCUGAACCAGAUCCAGCUACCGGCACCUUCAAUCCCUACCCGUCUUUCCCUUACAGUGGUUCCUUGAGGCCCGUCUAUCCUCUGUCCGCCAAGCGAACAGUCCCGAAGUCGAUUCCCCACCCGGACUACGCCCGCGAUGGUAUUCCUCGCUCCGAGCAGAAGAUUAUCGGCCGUCACAACAUUACUAUUCUUACUAAGGAGGAGCAGGAGGGUAUGCGCAAGGUUUGCCGUCUGGCACGUGAAGUUUUGGAUGCCGCUGCCCGGGAAUUGAAGCCUGGUGUCACAACCGACUACAUUGAUGAGGUUGUUCACAAGGCUUGUAUUGAGCGUGAUUCUUACCCCUCACCCUUGAACUACAUGAACUUCCCUAAGUCUGUCUGCACCUCCGUCAACGAGACCAUUUGCCACGGCAUCCCUGAUCAACGACCCUUGAAAGACGGAGAUAUCGUCAACAUCGAUGUCACUUUGUAUCACAAGGGAUUCCACGGCGAUAUUAACGAGACAUACUAUGUCGGAGACAAGGCGCUCGCUGACCCCGACGCAGUGCGCGUGGUGGAAACUGCGCGCGAAUGUCUGGACAAGUCAAUUGACCUAGUUAAGCCUGGUAUGCUGUUCCGUGACCCUGGAAAUACCAUCGAGAAGCACGCCAAGACCCGCAAUUGCAGUGUCGUGAAGUCAUACUGCGGUCACGGCAUUAAUCAGCUAUUCCACUGUGCGCCCAACAUUCCUCACUACGCUAAGAACAAGGCCGUUGGUACCGCGAAGCCUGGCAUGUGCUUCACUAUUGAGCCUAUGAUCAACAUUGGUACACACCGUGACCGUACUUGGCCCGACGACUGGACCAGUACCACCCAGGACGGAUCUCUGUCUGCCCAAUUCGAGCACACGCUUCUUGUAACUGAAGACGGUGUUGAGGUACUGACUGCCCGCCUGGCAGACUCGCCUGGUGGAGCCGUUCCUAUGCCCUCCUUAUAA